AGGGCCGGCUGCCUGCAGUUUUCCGGCAGGGCUGCAAGAGGCGCCUCCUCUCUCCUUUUUAUACAUGAGCCGCCGGCAGCAGCCGCCGGACUCGCCGCCGCCGCUCGCCCCUGCCGCUCCGGAUUGACCGCCCGCCGCGGCUCCGCGUCCCAGCCCCAUGCGGGGCACCGGCAGCAGCGGCUAGAAGGGGACCUGGAUGGCCGUAGCUGAAGGCGGCUGGUGCGCGGUGAAGCGGUGCGCUGCGAACGCCGGCGGUUCUUCCUGCCCCUUCGCGACCAGGGAGCCGGGCCAGUCUCCUCCUUCGCCUUCCUCCUCCUCCUCUUCCUCCGGCGGCUCCCAGAGCGAACGCGGCUCUUCCAAGACUCCUCUGCCGGAGCCCGACGGCCGCCACCGGCCGGCCCCGCCGCCACCCCCCGCCGCCGAGGGCAGGUCGCUACUCGCCCCCUACGUGCACUUCGGGGCCCCCCACCCCUCCGGCCUGUCCAGCUGGGACGAUAUCCUACUCUUCGCGGAUUUAGACCAAACCAACAAGCUGAUCUGGUCCAGCCGCGGCUCCAAGCUGAGCGCCCUCGGCGCCGAGCAGCCCGAGGAGAUGUACCAGACCCUGGCCAUCUCGGCCGCCCAGGGCCCCACGCCUUACGACGGAUCUCCGGGCGGCUUCAUGCACUCCACUCCUAGCUCGCCCGUCUACGUGCCCACCACCCGCGUGGGCUCCAUGCUGCCCACCCUGCCUUACCUGCAGGGCAGCGGGGCGGCCCAGCCCAGCCACCCGGGCGGCGGCCACGCCGUCUGGUCCCAGCCGGCCGCGGAGAGCCCCUCGUACAGCACCGGAGGCGGCUCCCACCCCUCGGGCCGCUUCCCCUACUCCCCCAGCCCCCCGGUGGCCAACGGGGCCUCCCGGGAGCCCGGCGCCUACAGCAACAGCCUGGGGGCCAGGGACCAAUACAGCCCCUUGGCCCGGCCGCUGAACGGCUCCUACCCGGGGCCUUACACGUCCUACGUGGGGCCGCAGCUCACCCCCGCCUGGCCCACGGCGCCCUUCGAGAAUUCCAUGCUGCACUGCCUCCAGGGCCGGGCCGCCCCUAUCCCUGUCCGGGCACCCAGCGCAGAGCUGCUGGAGGACCUGUCCGAGAGCCGGGAAUGCGUCAACUGCGGCUCCAUCCAGACCCCGCUGUGGAGGAGGGAUGGCACCGGCAACUACCUGUGCAACGCCUGUGGGCUCUACACCAAAAUGAACGGCCUCAGCCGGCCCCUCAUCAAGCCCCAGAAGAGAGUGCCCUCGUCCCGGCGGCUGGGCUUGUCCUGUGCCAACUGCCACACCACGACCACCACCCUGUGGCGCAGGAAUGCCGAGGGUGAGCCUGUCUGCAAUGCCUGUGGCCUCUACAUGAAGCUCCACGGGGUUCCCCGACCUCUUGCUAUGAAAAAAGAAGGAAUUCAGACCAGGAAGCGAAAACCUAAGAACAUAAAUAAGUCAAAGGCGUGCUCUGGUAACAGUACUACUGCCGUUCCUAUGACUCCAACAUCCACGUCUUCUACUAACUCAGAUGACUGUAGCAAAACCGCCUCUCCCAGCACACAGACUGCAGCCUCUGGGGCGAGCUCAUCGGUGAUGUCUGGCCCAGGGGAAAGCACCAGUCCUGAAAGCAGCAACCUUAAGUAUUCAGGUCAAGAUGGGCUGUACACAGGAGUCAGCCUGACCUCCACGGCCGAAGUGACGGCGUCCGUGAGACAGGAUCCCUGGUGUGCCCUGGCUCUGGCAUGACCUGGCCUGAGGGAAGCUGGAUCCCGGCGCUGGGCUGCAGCCCCUAGACAUCCGUGCACGGUUUCUUCUGCGGAGCAGUCGCGGCGGCAGCGAGAGUGCUGGCAAAGACCAUCCCUCUGAAAUUGUUUCCGUGCCUUGGUGGCAGAGGUGUUUUUCAGCCUCUGAAAGAGGCUCUGCCAAAGCAUCCAGUUCCUCAUCUAUGCAAGAAAAAUAUAAGGAAAACAAAUGCCCACUGGGGAUAGCGAAUGCAGCCUGACACUCUCAAAAAAAAAAGAAAAAGAAAAAAAAAGGAAAAAAAAAAACAAAGAAAAAAAAAAGAAAGAAAAUUGAAGAAAAAGAAGAAGAAGAAGAAGAAGAAGAAGAGAUAAGCCUAGACCUAUUGAUAGAUUCCAGAAAUAAAUCCUCGACUUACCCCAGCAGCGCUGCCGUUCAGAUUGUAUAGUUAUUUUCACUCUCUCAUCACCUUCUCACCCUGAGAAUUUGGUGGAAGUCGUCAAUGCCACAGAGGGAGUACCAACAGCUUUAAUUACUAGAGACAGUAAGAUCCUUUUGAACGAGCAUCAGAAGUGCCUACUGCUUGAGUCGGUGUGGAUGCCUCGCACCAAACAUUUGAUGUCUUCACACCGUUGUUCCUCUCCUCCUGCACCCUCCAUCUUCAGAGUAUCUUGCUCUGGUCUUCAGAGCCCAGCUAUGUCCCUGGAAGAAAUCACAACAUUUGGUACAAGUCUCACAAGGUCCAGCUGGUUAAGGAGAUUUUGGGUUGCUUUUUUUUUUGGUUUAAAAUAUUUACUCACUUUGCAAGACUGCGAUAUAACUUUUAAAGUACACUGUGACUGAGGUUUAUGAAAGUUCCUAUUUUCUGGCUGAACUGUAUAGAGUCAGUCGAAAUUUGUAAACAGGGUAGCAAUCAGAUAUUUUUCUUCCAUAUACACAAUAAUUUUUUUAAAGAAGUGCAAUUUGCGUUGCAGCAAUCAGUGUUAAAUCAUUUGCAUAAGAUUUAACAACGGUUUUUAUACGAAUGAAUGAAUGUAAACAUUUUAACUUAAUGGUACGUAAAUAAUUUAAAAGAAAAACUUAACUAGGCAUCCUUAGGCUUUUUAGCGCAACAAAAUCCCAUCCACUUUCUGUGUUUCCGGUUGUUACAGCAAGAGUUUGAAAGAACAAGCCUUCUCUCAGGAAAUUGUCCUAGCAGUUUGCUCGGAAGUGUUGUACAAAAAUGCAAAUGCAUCCCCAGGGUGUUUUGGUUUUUUUUGCCAUUGAAUAAGUAUGUGCUGGAAAGAAACAAAUCUCAAUGAAACUUUACUACCUAACUGAUACAUAUGUAAAUACUCCAUAAGAUAUUUAGGCAUCUUGAAAAUGUAGGAUGCAAUCUGUAUAGUGUGACUGACACAUAGUUAGGUUGGUUUCCAUUGGCUUUUAAGUGGGAUGUCAUUUGAAAAGUUGUUUCAUCAGAGCUUUACAAAUAAAAGGGUAUCAUUUUGGGACUUUUUUUUUUUUUUUUCCUGUACACUGUGCCUUCUCCUUUGUCUCCAAUGCAAUUGUUAAGCUACAUUAAAAGCUAUGGAAAUGUACCUGA
This is a messenger RNA of Apus apus (common swift), 3341 nucleotides long. It is a transcript of the gene GATA6, whose product is annotated as GATA binding protein 6. The transcript has 7 exons. Lineage: Eukaryota; Metazoa; Chordata; Aves; Apodiformes; Apodidae. Gene Ontology annotation, biological process: epithelial cell differentiation; cell fate commitment; positive regulation of transcription by RNA polymerase II. Gene Ontology annotation, molecular function: DNA-binding transcription factor activity, RNA polymerase II-specific; zinc ion binding; RNA polymerase II cis-regulatory region sequence-specific DNA binding. Bases 197 to 1765 code for a protein of 522 amino acids. The record is from RefSeq and is a predicted model, not a curated record. Gene Ontology annotation, cellular component: nucleus.